This is a messenger RNA of Aureobasidium vineae, 576 nucleotides long. The record is from the annotation of a GenBank genome assembly. NCBI's taxonomy places the organism in Eukaryota, Fungi, Ascomycota, Dothideomycetes, Dothideales, Saccotheciaceae.
AUGGUUCUCAAGGCUGGUGACAAGUUCCCCGAGGGUGUCAAGUUUGGAUGGGCUCCUAUCCUUGACGAGGAUCCGACUGUUUGCGGUAUCCCUCAGCUGUACGAUGCCAACAAGGAGUGGGCUGGGAAGAAGGUCGUUAUUGUCGCCGUCCCUGGAGCUUUCACCCCCAGCUGCUCCGCCUACCACCUCCCUCCCUACGUCCAAAAGUUCCAGGAGCUCAAGUCCAAGGGCGUCGACAUUGUCGCCUUUAUCGCCAACAACGACGAGUUUGUGCUCAACGGAUGGGGCAAGGUCAACCAGGUCCCCAAGGGCGAUGACUUCGUAUGUUGCAAUUCAGGGAGAGCAGUGGAAGAUCAGAACGAAUGGCUAAUCAAACACAACAGCNUCAUGCUCUCUGACAGCAAGACCUUCUUCUCUGAGAACUACGGCUGGCAGGCUGGCCCCAACAAGGGUGACCGCACUGGUCGCUGGGCCAUGAUUGUCGAGAAGGAUGGCAGCAUUAGCUACGCCGAGAACGAGAAGCACCUUCAGGAUGUUGAGGUUUCCUCUGUCGAGGCCGUCCUCAAGCAGCUUUAG